Molecule: messenger RNA, 1764 nt
Organism: Saccostrea echinata
Lineage: Eukaryota; Metazoa; Mollusca; Bivalvia; Ostreida; Ostreidae
Product: leucine-rich repeat-containing protein 74B-like
Exons: 13
Coding region: 1-1764 (587 amino acids)
Molecular function (GO): calcium ion binding; protein binding
Source: RefSeq, a predicted model, not a curated record
AUGGAUGUACAGAGAAGCGAGAGCCCAAGCAUGGGCGAAAAAAUCUUCAGGAUGGUCACACCACCGGCAAAGAGGGAGGCCCGCCGGACAUUGAAAUCCACCUCCCUGGGAAUGGCGGCAAGGUACCGACUCUCCAGUAAUUCUUCUGUACCCUCCGUCUCGUCUACACCCUCCAAACAACCUCCAAACAAAGUUACCAGAAUUAGAAAAGCGGAAAUAGACCUUCAGGUCCAACAGGAAAUGGAACAAAUUCGGAUUGAAGAAGAACGGAAAAAGGAAGCGGAAUUACUACAAAAGCGGAAACAAAAGAUAAAAAUUGAAGAUGUCGAGGACUUUGAUUUUGACGCUGACAGCGAUCUAUCGGCUACCGAAUCUGAGGAUGAAGAUGUCAGCCAGAAAAUGUACAUGGAGGCGUGUAAAGAAAUGAGACUGACGCCCAUCAAAGCAGUGUAUAAAGCGUUAGAUACCGAGAAACUGGCCAUUGUAGGGGUCAUUCUAAAGAAGAAAGAAUCAAAGGCUUGUGCAAUAGGAUUAUUGCGCAAUACGACAAUUGAAACUCUUGUUCUGGAAAGCAAUGAGCUUGGUGGUUAUGGUGCUAGAUGUUUUUCAGAUGCAAUAUCCCGAAAUGAAUUCCUCACAGAAAUACGAAUAGUUGAAAACAAUAUUGGAAGUGAGGGUGCUCGAGUUAUUUGUGAAGCUCUACGUAAAAAUAAUUAUGUUCGUCGUCUCGAUUUGAAAGGGAAUGGUUUUUAUGAGGAUGACGCAAAAUAUUUUAAAGAUAUGCUUGAUGAAAAUCAUGCUUUGAGGGAGCUAUACUUGAGUCACAAUAAGUUUCAAGAAGUUGGAGGAGAAAUUUUCGCUGAUGGCUUAGGUAACAACGACUUUCUUCGAGUACUUGAUCUUAGUUGGAAUCAUUUACGCAUGCGUGGUGCAAUGGCAAUAGGGUCUGCUUUACAGAUAAACCGACAUUUAGAAAAACUUGACAUUUCAUGGAAUGGUUUUCAUAUCCGUGGUGCUCUCACUUUAUCUAAAGCAUUGGAAAUUAACACCACACUCCUGGAGCUAAAUUUAAGUUGUAACAGACUGUCAGAUGGAUGUAUUCAAAUCUUAGUGAAUGGACUUAAAAAGAAUUCAACCUUAAAAGUGCUCAGAAUAGCUCAAAAUCAGAUAUAUCCACCGGGUGCUUACAAAAUUCUUGAAAGUAUAGAGAACACCCCAAGCAUAGCAUUGGAGGUGUUAGACCUUGGGGAUACACCGGUGAUGGAUACAUUUGAAAACCUCUACAAAAAGCUUCAGGAGGUCAGAAAACCAUUCACAGUCAUAUAUGGCAUGGUGUGGGCUACUGAUCGUCAAUCAUUGGCCAGCGCUGACCAAGAACCGGAAGAAGAAGACCUCCUCAAUGAAGAUCCUCUGCUGGUUUUAUUUGAGUAUGCGCGGUUACAAAACUUUCGGUUGCUAGACAUGUUUAAACAGCUUGAUACAGACAACAGUGGAUCUCUCGACAGGGAGGAAUUUUCCAAAGGACUCGCUCAAGUAAAUAUUCCCAUGAACAAGAAAUCUUUAAAUAGACUAAUUGAUGUAAUGGACAAAGAUGGAGACGGCGAAAUCGACUUUGGUGAACUGAUGGCAGCACAGCAGAAGCAUAAAUUGUUGCUGAAGUCCUACAUGAAAGGCGAGCGGCCAGUGGAAGAGACUGAAAUUGGCCGGAUAGACAGAUUGCUUCGGAAAGUCAUGUAUAAAAGAUUUCUUAUGCGCAGAUUUUAA